This is a messenger RNA of Condylostylus longicornis, 3734 nucleotides long. RefSeq names its product ras-related protein Rab-32 (gene Rab32). The record is from RefSeq and is a predicted model, not a curated record. Gene Ontology annotation, molecular function: GTPase activity; GTP binding. The coding region runs from base 435 to 3152 and encodes 905 amino acids. Gene Ontology annotation, biological process: vesicle-mediated transport. The transcript has 4 exons. Gene Ontology annotation, cellular component: vesicle; trans-Golgi network; Golgi apparatus. NCBI's taxonomy places the organism in Eukaryota, Metazoa, Arthropoda, Insecta, Diptera, Dolichopodidae.
GUUGGUUUAAAAUAGAAUUUAAGCAAUAGAAAAUAAAAUAAAAAUAAAUAUUUAGAAAAGAAUAUUAUGAAAAACUUUUCCUUUUUUUAGUACAUAAAUUUCGAAAUACCGAAAUAAUCGUUAUUAUAUUAAAAAUAUCGGUCGGAUUCUCAGUAUUUUUCUGUAAACAGUGUUUUAAAUUUUAAAUUAAAAUUAAAAUGUGGGAUUAAAAAAAAAUAUUCUUAGAAGUCCAAAAGAAAAAAAAAAUAAGUGAACCGAGGACAGGAUUUUAUUGUAGCAUUUAAUUUUCAUUGCACUUAAUAUCAGAACAUAAAAGUGGACUAUGCAAUGGAAAUAUUGCAUCGAAUAUUUAAAAAUAAUUUAUAAUAGAUCAAGAAUAAUCUUUAAAGGAGAUAUACAAAGUAACCUUCAAUAUUGUCUUGCUUCUAUGAAAAAUGAAAAGAUCUGGUUCUACAAAUACCUUAGAGGAAACCUUAGAUAUUAGUAGUGACAAAGAGAGAACUGAAAGAACACAUUCCGAAUCGUCACCAAUUUUUCACAAAAAUCUUUUAAAAAAAUCAUUCUCCGAGGAUACUGUAACACAUAUUAUUGAAGAAGAAAUACCAUUAACACCACCAGCUAAAAUAAAAUCAAGAUCUCGAUUAAGUUCAGCAUUUCGUUCAUUACGUGGUACAAAAUCAUCUCGAAAAAAAGCUCCUGUUGAUCCUACAGAAGGUGGUUUAAUUACAUCAGGUGAAGAUAUUGAAAUUGAUCCAAAAAACGACGAUAAAGAGAAAACUAAAAAGAAAACAAAAUUAUCAAAAAAAUUUUCACUUACUAUUAAAAAGUAUCGUGGAGCACCUAAAAAAUCCAGUAGCAGUAGUGAAAAUAAAGAACAACAAGAGCAACAACAAUUAUUAAAAUCAUCUUUAACUACAUCAGAAACUUUAAGUUCUUCACAAACUUCAACUACACUGCAACAUCAUCCAUUAUCAGAUCUAGGGUCGUCUACAAACAGAAAAUACGAAAACAAUGAUAAUUUAAAUCUCUCACAAGUUAGUUUAAUUGAUUUGCCAAGUGACAACGAAACAGACAAUAAUAUAGAGAACAAUAAUGACUAUUACGACAAUGACGAAGACUACGAAGCAAACGUAAAAGAUAAUCAAGAUAAAAAAAAAUUCGAAUUUAAAAAGGAAAAUAAUAAAAAUUUGCAACAAAAGCAGAAUAUUAUUAGCCGCGAUGGUGUAAACUUCGUCAUAACUGAUAAGACCGGUAAAAAUUCAAAUAAAAAUAAUAAUAGUGAAAUAAAAUACUCAUCAAAAGAAUUAAAAGAAUCUGAAAAUCCAUUGAAAUUUGAGAAAGUUAGAAAAAUUCAAAUUACAAUACAAGGUAAAAAAAUUGAACGUGUUGAUAAAAAUCGCGAUAAAUUACCAACCACAACGACGUCGAUAUCAGGAGAAGAAGAUUAUUUAACGGCGACAGAAGUCGAGCAGACGACUAAAGAAACAUCUUCAUUGUCGCCGUCAUUAUCAAGUGAACGUAAAUUGAUUCUAGCAGAACAGUCACAUUCAUCUUUACCGGUCGUCACAUCAACAACAUCUACAAAUAAGAGACAAUCAAGGCGUAAAGCAAAAUCUUUGUCUAAAUCUUCUUCACCAAAAGAACAAACAAAAUCAUCCGAAAAACAAGAAAAACUUGUUAUUACACAAAGUUUAAGAGAUACCCCGCCAUCAGAACGUGCACCACCAAAACCAACACCACCAGAAGGUAAUAGUCCUAAUCUAAAUAAAGGUGCUAUUAAGAAAACACCAGUUCAAGAACAAAAAAUUAAAAAACCAAUUAACGAUUCCUCUGCUGAUUGGCAGAUGCAACAGCGUGAUAAAUCAUCAGAACGUGGUCGCAGAUAUCCAAGAGGACCUCGUCCAACCGACGACGAACUUUUACAAAUCGAAAAAACUCCAAAACAAAUAUUACAAUAUCCAAAAACUGGAAAUAAUAUACAAAAUCCAAAUUUAAGUGGAUCAAUUGGUGUCAUAGAAGCUAAAGAAAUUAUAUUUGACAUAGAAAAUUAUCCACCUUUACCACCAACACCACCUACACCACCAAAACAACAGCAUCAAUUUAGUGACGGUGGCAAUAAUAAUCAUCUGAUUGAAUUUUCAGUUGGUAAAAUUGUACGUUCACAACCAGUCAGCCAAUUAAAUAUUUCAGAUAGCCAACAACCAGAUUCAAUUUUAUUACCAUCAGUUAGUCCAAGUCCAUCUAGAAGUCGUCGUUUUGACAAAAAUAAAAGGAAUCGUAACGAAACCGAUUACUAUUCUGACGAGGAGGAACGAGAAUUAAUUGAAAGUAUUAAUAGAGAAAGUUAUUUAUCUGGAAUUAGUGAAUAUUCUUUAGAUUCUGAAUUAAUUGCAGCACAACAACAGCAGCAAAAUCAACAAGAACAACAGCAGCAACAGGAAUAUUUAGUGGUAAUGCCUGCUUUUGGAGAUUUAACUAUGGAUAAUGAGGUGGCGCCAAUAAUGACGUCAAGUGGUGAUAAACGAGAACAUUUAUAUAAAAUAUUAAUAAUAGGUGAAUUAGGUACUGGAAAAACAUCAUUUAUUAAACGAUAUGUUCAUAAAUUCUUUAGUCAAAAUUAUCGAGCAACAAUUGGUGUUGAUUUUGCACUAAAAGUAUUACAUUGGGAUCAAAAUACAAUUAUUAGAUUACAAUUAUGGGAUAUUGCUGGACAAGAACGUUUUGGUAAUAUGACAAGAGUUUAUUAUAAAGAUGCUGUUGGUGCAUUUAUUGUAUUUGAUGUAACGCGUAGUGGAACAUUUGAAUGUGUUAGUAAAUGGAAAGAAGAUCUUGAUUCAAAAGUUCAAUUACCUGAUGGUAGUCCAAUACCUUGUAUAUUAUUGGCAAAUAAGUGCGAUCAAGAAAAACAAGGUUUAGUUACAAAUCCAGAAAAAAUGGAUGAAUAUGUUAAAGAAAAUGGUUUUGCUGGUUGGUUCGAAACAUCAGCAAAAGAAAAUAUUAAUAUAGAUGAAGCAGCUAGAGCCCUAGUAAACAAGAUUCUUCUUAAUGAUAAAUUAAUAAGUGCUGCCGAUUUAGAUGCCGAUAAAAUUGAUUUGCAAGGAUCAUCGGGAUAUGGUGGUUCAGGCGGAAAGAAAAGAGAUUGCGCAUGCUGACAUCACUAAAAUUCAAAAAAAUUUGAUAGUUUUUUUUUGUAUCAUUACCAUUUAUUAUUAUGUAAAAUUAUUAAUACUAUACUAUAUUAAUAUUAUAUUAUAAUUAUUGUCAAUCAUGAAAUUUUCUCAAUAAGUUCCAUAAAUUUAUUAAUUAGAAAAAUCAUUGUUAAAAGUAAUCAACUCAAUUAAUUUUUUAAUUAAGAAUUAUAAUAUAGCAUUUUUCCUGUUAUAAUUUUUUAAUAUAUAUAAAUUAAAAAUUAAAAUAUUCAUUGUUAAUGUAUAAUUUAAAAUUUUUUGUAUUAAAUUAAAUAAUACACAUAGAUUCUCUUAAUAAUUUUAAAAAUUCAUUUCCAUAUUUAGAGAGAAAAAAUUGUUUUUUUUUUUUUAUAUUUUUGUUGCGCCUAUUUAAUUAUAAUAUUUUAGUUAUACAAUAUUAUAAAUUUAAGAUCUAUAUAAAUACGGCUAAAAUACCAUAGAAAAUACUUUUAUCAUUUAUAUAAAAUAUUUUAUGUAUUAUGUAAAACUUAUUUAAAAAAAUUUAAAACAUCGAAUCGAUGGUAAUAUUUAUCGUAAAAAUUUCAA